Messenger RNA from Linum tenue, 2991 nucleotides. NCBI's taxonomy places the organism in Eukaryota, Viridiplantae, Streptophyta, Magnoliopsida, Malpighiales, Linaceae. The record is from the annotation of a GenBank genome assembly.
AUGAGCAACCUUAAGCUAGGAGUAGACGUAGUCGGUGCACACAAUCUUCUCCCUAAAGAUGGCGAAGGUUCAUCCAGUGCAUUCGUCGAGCUAUGCUUCGAGGGCCAGAAGUUCCGCACCACCAUCAAAGAAAAGGAUCUGAACCCGGUCUGGGAUGAGAGCUUCUACUUCAACAUCACCGAUCCUGCCAACCUUCACUACCUCACUCUUGACGCCUAUGUCUACAACAACGUCAGAGCUGCUAAUUCCAGAACUUUCCUCGGCAAGGUUUCUAUCCAUGGCAACUCCUUCGUCCCUCAUACCGAUGCUGUAGUUCUCCAUUACCCUCUAGAAAAGCGGGGCAUUUUCUCUCGUGUCAAGGGAGAGCUCGGCCUGAAAGUUUACAUCACUGAUCGUAAUCCGUCCAUGAAAUCCUCAGCACCUGCUGAAUCAAUGCCGCAAGGUCAUCAGCCUGGUAGAGAAAAAGGUGAAAGGCACACAUUUCACCAUCUACCCAACUCAAGCCACCACAGUCAUCGCCACCACCACAAUGCAGAAGCAUCUUCAGCAGCAGCAGAAGUGCCAACAACUCAUCAUGUUCCGAAGUACGUUGCUGAUGAGAUGAGAGCUGCUUCUGCUGAACAUCAGCAGCAGAAGCUAGUCCGUAUGUACUCCGCAUCAGCAGGACAGCCUGUCGACUAUGCACUCAAAGAGACGAGUCCUUUCCUCGGAGGAGGGCGGGUAGUUGGGGGAAGAGUGAUCCAUGCUGACAAAACAGCAAGCACUUAUGAUCUCGUAGAAAGAAUGUUCUUCUUGUAUGUGAGAGUAGUGAAAGCUCGAGAUCUUCCUGCAAUGGAUGUGACAGGGAGCGUUGACCCCUUUGUGGAAGUGAGAAUUGGAAACUACAGAGGAAUUACCAGGCACUUCAACGACAGGCAGAAUCCGGAGUGGAACCAGGUUUUCGCAUUCUCGAGGGAACGAAUGCAGGCUUCCACUCUCGAAGUUGUGAUCAAGGAUAAAGAUCUUGUGAAGGAUGACUUCAUUGGAGUUGUGAGAUUUGAUAUCAACGAGAUCCCUCUUAGAGUCCCGCCAGACAGUCCUCUGGCUCCUGAGUGGUACCGCCUGGGGGACAAGAAGGGUGACAAAGUGAAAGGUGAGUUGAUGCUCGCCGUCUGGAUUGGAACUCAAGCUGAUGAAGCAUUCUCCGAUGCUUGGCACUCCGAUGCAGCUACUCCAGUCGACAGCUCCCCUGCUGCCUCGACUGUGAUACGCUCAAAGGUGUACCAUGCUCCGAGGUUGUGGUAUGUCAGGGUGAAUGUCGUUGAGGCGCAGGAUUUGUUCCCAUCUGAGAGGACACGGUUUCCUGAUGUGUAUGUCAAGGUACAAAUAGGCCACCAGGUGUUGAAAACGAAGACCUGCCAGGCUCGAACAUUUAACGCCCUAUGGAAUGAGGAUCUUCUCUUUGUUGCAGCAGAGCCGUUUGAUGAUCAUUUGGUCAUUUCAGUUGAGGAUCGCGUGGCACCCGGGAGAGAUGAGAUAAUCGGGAGGGUUGUUUUACCGUUGAGCGCUGUGGAGAAGCGAGCUGAUGAUCGGAUCAUUCAUUCCCGGUGGUUCAACCUGGAGAAGCCUGUUGCUGUGGAUGUGGACCAGUUGAAGAAGGAGAAGUUCUCUAGCCGGAUUCAUCUCCGAGUCUGUCUAGAUGGAGGGUACCAUGUUUUAGACGAAUCCACCCACUACAGCAGCGAUCUCCGUCCCACAGCGAAGCAGCUCUGGCGACCGCCGGUUGGGUUGCUGGAACUUGGAAUCCUGAAUGCGGUCGGACUCCAUCCCAUGAAGACCAGGGACGGCAGAGGAACUUCGGACACGUUCUGUGUAGCCAAAUACGGUCACAAAUGGGUUAGAACUCGAACCCUGAUCGACAACCUGAGCCCCAAGUAUAACGAGCAGUAUACUUGGGAGGUGUUCGAUCCGGCCACCGUCCUGACCGUCGGUGUAUUCGACAACGGCCAGCUCGGCGAAAGGGGAGGAAAGGAUUUGAAAAUAGGCAAGGUCAGAAUCCGAAUUUCGACCCUCGAAACUGGCCGGGUUUACACACAUUCAUAUCCUUUGCUAGUCCUGCACCCAACAGGGCUGAAGAAAAUGGGUGAGAUUCAUUUAGCAAUAAGGUUCACUUGCACAUCUUUCGCCAACAUGUUGUACCAGUACGGCAAACCACUCCUGCCCAAAAUGCACUACGUCAGGCCAUUUAGCGUUAUGCAACUAGACAUGCUCCGUUUCCAGGCCGUCAACAUUGUGGCUCUCCGGCUAGGAAGGUCCGAGCCGCCGCUGCGAAAGGAGGUGGUGGAGUACAUGUCCGAUGCAGAUUCCCAUCUGUGGAGCAUGAGGAAGAGCAAGGCCAAUUUCUUCCGGCUGAUGACGGUCUUCUCGGGGCUAUUCGCCGCCGGGAAGUGGUUCACAGACAUAUGCAUGUGGAAGAAUCCGAUCACGACGGUUCUCGUCCACGUGCUUUACUUGAUGCUGGCUUGCUUCCCGGAGCUGAUACUGCCCACGAGUUUCCUCUACAUGUUUCUCAUCGGAGUUUGGAAUUACCGGUACCGGCCGAGGUACCCACCUCAUAUGAACACCAAGCUGUCACAGGCUGAGGCGGUUCAUCCCGACGAGAUGGACGAGGAGUUCGACACCUUCCCGACGAGCAGGAGUCCUGAUUUGGUCAGGAUGAGGUACGACAGGCUGAGGAGCGUCGCCGGGAGGAUUCAGACGGUGGUCGGAGAUGUGGCGACGCAAGGGGAAAGGUUUCAGGCGCUGCUGAGCUGGCGGGACCCGCGCGCCACAGCCGUUUUUAUCACGUUCUGUCUUGUGGCUGCGGUUGUUCUGUUUGUGACGCCGGUUCAGGUGAUUGCGGCUCUGGCGGGGUUUUAUGUGAUGAGGCACCCGAGGUUCCGGUACCGGACUCCGUCGCCGCCGAUUAACUUCUUCCGCCGGCUGCCUGCUCGGUCGGAUAGUAUGCUGUAA